AUGUCGGUUCCAUUACCCAACCCAUCGAAACGUGCUUCUCGACCAGGUCCAGGGCAGAGACCAUCCGUUGAUCAGCAGACAAAAAGGUCCAAGCGUGUUCCAGAUGCGGGGUUGAGUUCAAAUCCUUCAGAUGCGUUCAUUCUAGUCAUUCCUACUGAUGGUGAGAUAUGGAGACCCCGGUUUCAGAAGUUAGACAGGAAGCGUCUUAUGACAAAUGAAGGACUCUUGCAUGAUCCCGAGGCAUGCGACACCGUUUUGGGUGGCCUCUUUCACCCACAAGACAUUAAAGAACUGACGGACUUGGAUGAUCGUGACAUUGCGCUCCAACAAGGUCACAACUUAAUCUCGAUGGCCGAACUUCGCUUGGCCCGUGAGGCUGCAUCAGUGAAAGAGAAGGGUGAGAUUUCCCGUCUUUCUGACAAAAUCGACGUCCUCAGCCUUGAAUGCAAGAACACUUUACUGGAAAUGGAUCAGUUGAAGAAUGAUGUGGGACGUGUUGGAAAGGAGAAGAAGGAUCAGUACGAUGCAUGUUGCGCUCAAAUUUUCAAGGAGUCCGCCAAACAAUUUCGGUUCGGCUGGGUGCAGGGGCAGCAACCUGCCCACCAUAGGGUUGUGGCAGAUCCUGACGCCUACGAGGGAGAGAUGGGAGUUGGUGUUGCAGACUACAAGUUCAUAUUCGGGAUGAUCCCUACAGACAUUCCUACUUCUGGCUCUGCAAAGCACCAUGCGCCUCCCGACUCUGGUGAUGUUGUGCCGUACACCACGAGCCAUGACAUUUCCGUUUGUGAUACGAGAUCGGGGAGUAGGCUUUUAGGUUGA
Prunus armeniaca (apricot) is the source of this 819-nucleotide messenger RNA. The record is from the annotation of a GenBank genome assembly. Lineage: Eukaryota; Viridiplantae; Streptophyta; Magnoliopsida; Rosales; Rosaceae.